Molecule: messenger RNA, 2589 nt
Organism: Pollicipes pollicipes
Lineage: Eukaryota; Metazoa; Arthropoda; Thecostraca; Pollicipedomorpha; Pollicipedidae
Gene: BicD
Product: Microtubule-associated protein Bicaudal D
Exons: 16
Coding region: 163-2589 (808 amino acids)
Biological process (GO): microtubule anchoring at microtubule organizing center; protein localization to organelle; regulation of microtubule cytoskeleton organization
Cellular component (GO): cytosol; Golgi apparatus
Molecular function (GO): dynein complex binding; cytoskeletal adaptor activity; dynactin binding
Source: RefSeq, a predicted model, not a curated record
GUCUGGAGGUUUGUGACCUCACCUGGUACCCUGGGAUCAUUUGCAAAUUGUGGGGAAACUGUGGUGCUGCGGCGCAGCGUAGUUGGUCGCAGCUGGGCAAUAGUUAACCAAUGCAGCUGCAAUGCAUUCUGCUUAGAGUUCUUUAAGCAUUGAUCGCGUGCCAUGGAGACUAUGGCAGAAGAUGUACCUUCCCUGAAGGCUGAAAUAGAGCGACUGACCCGAGAACUAGAUGAGGCCAGCAGUGACAAGAUUCAAUCGGCCCAGUAUGGUCUUGCACUGCUGGAAGAGAAAGAAGCACUAUCAAGACGGUGUGAGGAACUGGAGGCAGCUUAUGAGAAUUCCAAACAUGAUCUCAACAUCACUAGUGAGGCACUGGCCAAGUUCCAGACCAGCCAUGAACAGUCCACCCGAUCAGGCAUCGAACAGGAGGAGAGCAUGCUCUCUGAGUCUCAUGCUCGAGAGACGUCACUCAACUCACAGAUACUGGAGCUGGAAAUGGAUGCACGACAUGCGCGUCAGGAGGUCUCCCGCCUGCUCUCUGAGAAGGACGCGGCGCAGCGCGAGCUGGCUGAGCUGGGCAAGGACCGCGACAUCACCAGCCUCGAGCGGCGCAACUUGCGCUCCGAGCUCAAGGACCUCAAGUACCGCGAGACGCGCCUGCUGCAGGACUACUCAGAGCUCGAGGAGGAGAAUAUAACACUGCAGAAGCAGGUCUCUGCUCUGCGCUCCUCACAGGUGGAGUUUGAGUCGGCGAAGCACGAGGCGCGCCGCCUUCAGGAGGAGGUGGAGGUGCUGAACGGCCAGGUGGAAGAGCAAACAGCGCUCAAGCAGAUCGCCGAGAAGCAGAUGGAGGAAGCGCUGGAGGCAUUGCAGGGCGAGCGCGAGGCCAAAUACGCUCUAAAGCGGGAGUUGGACAAGCGGAUCAACUCGGAGUCCAUGUUGAAUCUCAGCAACCUGGCGCUCUCCACCCUCCGAAUGGGUGACGCUCAGACGGAGAGCGAGGGCGAGGACGACCAGCCGACGCUGAAGCGUCUCGAGGCCGACAUCAUGGACUCGUCCGACAAGCAGAAGAGCGGCCACGUCGGCGAUCUCUUCUCCGAGAUCCACCUCAAUGAGCUGCGCAAGCUGGAGAAGCAGAUCGAGCAGGCGGACGCCGAGAAGGGCCAGCUUACGCGCAGUCUGCGCGACAGCCAGGAAAGCCUGGAGCGGGCGCGCGCCGAGCUGGAGUCGCAGCGGGCGCAGGCCGCCCAGCUGGUGGCGCACGUGGAGGCGCUGAUGGCCCUGCACGAGGAGGAGGAGGGCGACAGCCUGCCGCCGACGGUCGGCGCCGCCGCUCAGUCGCCGGAGCUGGCCAAGGUCGAGCAGGUGCUGGACAAGCACCGGCAGCGGCACCAGCUGGCCAUGCUGGAGAUCAGCCGGCUGCAGACAGACAUCCAGCACAUGCAGGCCUCCGAGACCAACUCGUCAGAGGCCGUCGUCAACCUGCGCAACGAGGUGACGUCGCUGCGCAGCCGCCUCUCCGAGUCGGAGGUGCACGUGGGCGACCUGCAGUCGGACUUGUCGGUGCUCAGCCAGCUGACGGCGCUGACGCAGGGCACGCUGUCCAGCACGCAGGAGGACAUGCUGGGCGUCAGCGAGGAGCUGGCCCAGCUGUACCACCAGGUCUGCCUGGCGCACGGCCAGACGCCCCAUCGCGUCAUGCUCGAGCACAUGCAGAACGUCAAAACUCUGGGCGAGGGCAGUCCCAGCCGCGAAGGGUCACCCAACAGCUCGUUCGCGCCCACCAAGUUCGAGCAGCUGAUGAGCUCGCUGAAGCUGGCCAAACCGCUGAAGGAGGGCGAGGCGGCCGACCCGACCCUGGUCGCCAAGCAGAUGGAGACGAUCACGGACCAGGUCAAGUACCUGCGCCGCGCCGUGGAGCACGUGAUGGACCUGAACAAGCAGUCGGCGGCCGGGCCGCGCGCCGAGACCGACGGCGAGGCCGACACCGAGCAGCUGCAGAUGGAGGAGCUGCAGGAGCAGGUGAUCAAGCUGAAGAGCCUGCUGUCCACGAAGCGGGAGCAGAUCGCCACGCUGCGCACCGUGCUCAAGGCUAACAAGCAGACGGCCGAGGUGGCGCUGGCCAACCUCAAGUCCAAGUACGUCAACGAGAAGACUAUUGUCAGCAAGACCAUGAUGAAGCUGCGCAACGAGCUGCGCCUGCUCAAGGAGGACGCGGCCACCUUCUCCAGUCUGCGCGCCAUGUUCGCCGCUCGCUGCGAGGAGUACGUCACGCAGGUGGACGAGCUGCAGCGACAGAUGGCCAGCAGCGAGGAGGAGAAGAAGACGCUCAACUCGCUGCUGCGCAUGGCCAUCCAGCAGAAGCUGACGCUCACCCAGAAGCUGGAGGACCUGGAGCUGGACCGCGAGCGGCGGCCGGCGCGCUCCUCCGCCGCGCAGGACGGCAGCUGGCGCCGGUUCGGCUCUGUGCUCGGCAUCGACGCAGGCGACUGGCACUCCGCCGCCGAGCCCAACCAGCUGGGUCGUACCGCUGCUGAGGCUGAAGUGGAUAUCUGGCUAGCGAAUGACCUGGCCGCCUCCAUGGUCUAG